Molecule: messenger RNA, 600 nt
Organism: Oldenlandia corymbosa var. corymbosa
Lineage: Eukaryota; Viridiplantae; Streptophyta; Magnoliopsida; Gentianales; Rubiaceae
Source: the annotation of a GenBank genome assembly
AUGAGAGAUUUCGAAAAUUUGGAGGAGGAUAUGAGUCUUCCCGGUUUAGACGGGAACAACUUCGAUCCCUUUGGCAACGAUAAGGGUGACAUCGUGUUGGAAGACUUUGAUUUUGACUUGGACUUCAAUUUGGAAGAUAUCUUGCCGGCUCUGGUUGAGCAGCCUCUGCCUGACCCGGCUCAAUUCGACGACGACUGUUUUCUUUUGAAUGGAUCCAACCCGAAUUUGGCCCAGUUCCAGCUGGAUCGCAGCUUGGGUAAUGUUUCCAGGUCUUUUAAGAAGACGUCGGCUAAGUUCCCUCAUAAUCUCUGCGGUGAUGGGGUGAUGACGGAUUCAUCGUUGCCGUCGUCAGAACCCGAGGUUUGUCAGUUGUCUGGUGAGAGGAGCCCGGAGAUGAAUAAGAUUUUCAGUGAUCGGGGACAAGAUGUUUCUGCAUACCUGAAUGUAUCUUCACCGGAGUCAAAUGGGUCAAAAGGGUCAAAUGAUAUGAAGGUUUUGAGUUGCCCUUCCCCGGAGUCUCAGGGUUCAGGCAAUUGUCAUUCCAAUGUGUCUGAGGACUCGAAUAAAUCGACUACAGAAACAGAAAGAAGAAUAGAGUGA